Bufo bufo (common toad) is the source of this 796-nucleotide messenger RNA. RefSeq names its product inosine triphosphatase (gene ITPA). The coding region runs from base 67 to 657 and encodes 196 amino acids. Gene Ontology annotation, cellular component: cytoplasm. The transcript has 9 exons. Lineage: Eukaryota; Metazoa; Chordata; Amphibia; Anura; Bufonidae. Gene Ontology annotation, biological process: nucleoside triphosphate catabolic process. Gene Ontology annotation, molecular function: nucleoside triphosphate diphosphatase activity. The record is from RefSeq and is a predicted model, not a curated record.
GGGCGGUGCAAGGAAGCAGCAUUCUCCACGCUGUCCAUGUAAAGUCUGUCAGAGAUAACAGUGGAGAUGGCAGCAGCGACUGGCAGGGGUAUUGUGUUUGUGACUGGCAAUGCCAAGAAGCUGGAGGAGGUGAUUCAGAUACUUGGAGACAAAUUUCCUUGCAAACUUGUAGCCAAGAAAAUUGACUUGCCCGAGUACCAAGGAGAACCCGAUGAAAUCUCAGUUCAGAAGUGUAAAGAGGCCGCAAGGCAGAUUCAAGGUCCAGUCAUAGUAGAAGACACGUGCUUGUGUUUUAACGCUCUGGGUGGUCUUCCUGGUCCUUAUAUAAAAUGGUUCCUUGAGAAGUUAAAACCCGAAGGCUUGCACCGGAUGUUGGCCGGAUUUGAGGAUAAAUCUGCUUAUGCCCUGUGCACAUUUGCGUAUAGCACUGGACAGCCAGAUGACCCUGUACUACUGUUCAGAGGAAAAACCCCGGGACAGAUAGUAUCUCCUCGUGGGCCUCGUGACUUUGGUUGGGAUCCAUGUUUCCAACCUGAUGGCUUUGAACAAACGUAUGCAGAACUGCCGAAAGAAGUGAAGAAUACCAUUUCCCAUCGGUACAAAGCCCUGAGAGAAAUGUCAGAUUACUUUAUACAGAACGGUGCUCCCAAAGUCUAAGGCAAAGAGCGUCAUAAUUGAUAUCUGUGGAGUUUGUGAAGACUGUAUUCAAAUGACUUGAAGACCGCAACCCUCUUGUGAUGUCCUGAUAUAUGGCGCAAAACAUUCAAUAAACUCCAGUGGUUUCUUUUUAUAGAAA